AUGUCGCAAGCCAAAGGUACAUUAACGAAAUUUUAAAAUAUAUUAAAUUUAUUUUAUAUUAUUUACAUUAUUAUACUCGUACAUCGUUUCAUAUACAUAUACAUCAAACCCAUGAUAUGAUACAACGUUAAAUUACCAUUUACCUUAUGAAAUUAAACACUUUAUUUAAACACUUAUAAAAAACAAUAAUAAAUAAUAAUAUUUUAGCAAAAAAUAUUACAAAUUUGACUUUCUUAUUUUAUUGAUUGAACAAAGGUGAUGGAAAGAAUCGUGGACAUCGCAGCAAUAAGAAAAUUAACAUCGAUGAUAGAAAACAAGAGAACGUGGAAAGCAUGGACGAAAAUAGUUUAAUUGUACAACAAUUUCGAGCAUAUGCGGAUGAGUUAGACGAGAAACACGAUCGUUUCGAGAGAAUUGUCAAAAUUGGCAGAGACAUUACUAUAGAAAGCAAAAGAAUAAUUUUUCUUUUACACACCAUAGAUAAGAAAAAUAAACAAGAAAGUGUGUUAUGUGAAGCUAAUUUGAGAUUGCAAAAAGUUGCACAACACCAAUUUAAAGCUAUUGCAUUUGAAUUAAAGAAUCAAGAUCCGUAUCUCUAUCUCAAAGGUUAUCGUAAUGGAUUGGAAGAAUACAUAGAAGCUGUUACAUUUUAUCAGUACUUAAAAUGUGGUAACAUGGAAAAUUGGGUAGAACUGGAGAAAACACUUACUUAUACAUUUCCUGAGAUAUCAAAUGAUAAAACUAUACAGAUUUUAGUCACUCCAUUUGAAUAUAUCUUAGGGAUUGCAGAUCUGACUGGAGAAUUAAUGCGUCAAUGUAUUAAUAACUUGGCAUUAGGAGACAGAGCUAGUUGUUAUCAAACGUGCAACUUUGUUAGAAAUAUAUACAAAGGUUUCCUUGGUUGUGCAAGUAUAUCAAAUAGAGAAAUACACAGGAAACUUUCCACACUUAAACAAAGUCUCCAUAAAAUAGAAAGUGUUUGUUAUACGAUUAAAGUAAGAGGUUCAGAAAUACCAAAACAUUUGCUUGUAGAUGUGGCUACCGAAGAGUAUGCAGACAGUGAUGAAGGAUAUCAAGCUUAUUAA
Messenger RNA from Heterotrigona itama, 1085 nucleotides. NCBI's taxonomy places the organism in Eukaryota, Metazoa, Arthropoda, Insecta, Hymenoptera, Apidae. The record is from the annotation of a GenBank genome assembly.